AUGACUUUCGCCAGCCUCGCCGCCAGCCUAGCCGCCAGCCUGGCCGCCAGUCUCGGAGCCUGGCCGUCAGUUUCGGAGCCUCGCCGCCAGUAUAGCCGCCAGCCUAGCCGCACGCCUAGCCGCCAGCCUAGCCGCCAGCCUGGCCGCCAGUCUCGGAGCCCCACCACCAGUCUAGCCGCCAGCCUGGCCGCCAGUCUAGCCGCCAGCCUGGCCGCCAGUCUCGGAGCCUGGCCGUCAGUUUCGGAGCCAGGCCGCCAGUCUCGGAGCCUGGCCGACAGUUUCGGAGCCUCGCCACCAGUCUCGGAGCCUGGGCGCCAGUCUCGGAGCCUGGCCGUCAGUUUUGGAGCCUCGCCGCCAGUCUCGGAGCCUGGCCGUCAGUUUCGGAGCCUGGCCGUCAGUUUCGGAGCCUGGCCGUCAGUUUCGGAGCCUCGCCGUCAGUUUCGGAGCCUCGCCGCCAGUCUCGGAGCCUGGCCGUCAGUUUCGGAGCCUCGCCGCCAGGCAAGCCGCCAGCCUGGCCGCACGCCUAGCCGCCAGCCUGGCCACCAGUCUUGGAGCCCCGCCACGAGUCUAGCCGCCAGCCUGUCCGCCAGUCUAGCCGCCAGCCUGGCCGCCAGUCUCGGAGCCUGGCCGUCAGUUUCGGAGCCUGGCCGUCAGUUUCGGAGCCUGGCCGUCAGUAUAGCCGCCAGCCUGGCCGCCAGCCUAGCCGCCAGCCUAGCCGCCAGCCUGGCCGCCAGUCUCGGAGCCCCGCCACCAGUCUAG
Messenger RNA from Cloeon dipterum, 759 nucleotides. Its product is annotated as mucin-1-like. The transcript has 3 exons. The coding region runs from base 1 to 759 and encodes 252 amino acids. The record is from RefSeq and is a predicted model, not a curated record. NCBI's taxonomy places the organism in Eukaryota, Metazoa, Arthropoda, Insecta, Ephemeroptera, Baetidae.